AUGCAGUCACAUAGCAAAAAACGCGUUUGCUAUUACUACGACAGCGAUAUCGGCAACUAUUAUUAUGGCCAGGGCCAUCCUAUGAAGCCGCACCGCAUACGCAUGACGCACAAUCUGCUGCUUAACUACGGCCUAUACCGGAAGAUGGAAAUUUAUCGGCCACACAAAGCCACCGCCGACGAAAUGACAAAGUUCCACUCGGACGACUAUAUCCGAUUUUUGCGAUCGAUCCGUCCGGACAACAUGUCUGAGUACAACAAGCACAUGCAGCGAUUCAAUGUCGGCGAAGAUUGUCCCGUAUUCGACGGACUGUACGAAUUUUGCCAACUUUCGGCCGGCGGAUCGGUAGCGGCCGCGGUCAAACUCAACAAACAAGCGUCGGAAAUUUGCAUCAACUGGGGUGGUGGGUUGCAUCACGCAAAGAAAUCAGAAGCUUCCGGCUUUUGCUACGUGAAUGACAUUGUGCUUGGCAUCCUGGAGUUGCUCAAGUACCAUCAGCGAGUUCUGUACAUCGACAUUGACGUGCACCACGGGGACGGAGUAGAGGAAGCGUUCUACACGACCGAUCGCGUUAUGACGGUUAGCUUCCACAAGUACGGCGAAUACUUCCCGGGUACAGGUGAUUUGCGUGACAUCGGUGCCGGCAGGGGAAAGUACUACGCCGUGAACAUCCCGCUGCGUGACGGUAUGGAUGAUGAAUCGUACGAUUCGAUUUUCGUUCCGAUCAUCUCGAAGGUGAUGGAAACGUUCCAACCCUCUGCCGUGGUGCUGCAGUGUGGCGCUGACUCGCUGACAGGAGAUCGCUUGGGAUGCUUCAAUCUAACCGUCAAGGGUCACGGAAAAUGCGUGGAAUUUGUCAAGAAGUACAAUUUGCCGUUCCUGAUGGUGGGCGGUGGCGGAUACACGAUCCGCAACGUGUCCCGUUGCUGGACAUACGAAACCUCCGUUGCCCUGGGGGUGGAGAUUGCGAAUGAGCUACCAUACAACGAUUACUUCGAGUAUUUCGGACCGGACUUCAAGCUGCACAUUAGCCCAAGCAACAUGUCCAAUCAGAACACGACUGAGUACCUCGAGAAGAUCAAGAACCGCCUAUUCGAGAACUUACGCAUGUUGCCACAUGCGCCGGGCGUCCAGGUGCAGCCGAUUCCGGAGGAUGCAGUAAACGACGAGUCGGACGACGAAGACAAGGUGGACAAGGACGAGCGACUACCGCAGCAGGACAAGGAUAAGCGGAUAGCUCCUGAUAAUGAAUUCUCCGACUCGGAGGAUGAAGGAGAGGGCGGUCGUCGGGAUAACCGUUCGUUCAAGGGUCAAUCAGGCCAGCAGCAGUCUCGUAAGCGGCCGCGUAUUGAGAAGGACGGAAAGGCGGAAGACGCUAAGGACGAAAAGGAAGCAAAAAUGGAUACCAGUGGCGAUAAGGAGGAAACCAAAGCUGCUGAGGAACCUGCAAAGAAGGAAACGACGGGUGUUGCAUGAUCCACGCUUUCAUCGUUUCGAAAGCAACCUCAAUCGUAACUAAGCUUCAUCUCCAUUGCGAAAUGAGCGGUUCAUGUUAGGGCAAAAGUCAAAUUUUCGUUCCAUUCUUUAGAGUACAAGGGGCAGUUGGUGUUUGUUUGAGUGUUUUGUAAACGGAAAGCAACCCAAUGGAUUGCGAUUUUACUUAUCAGCAAAACUUUUUAUUUGCUUUUAUGCUUCCAAGCUGACCUACGACUGAUCUAGGUAACAGAGGAAGCCUGGCGGAAGGGACUAUAGAGAAUGAAGUAUAACAGUGCCGAAUUCUACUGAUCUCAGGAAGGAUGAUAUAAAUACAAACACACCUACACACGCCCCGGGAAUCUUUCACAGACAAGCGGGAAUACUUUGCAAAUUCAACUACUUAGAUUCAACUAAAAUAGGACCUAUAAGAAUCAAAAGACCGGCAUUAGGUGUAAUAAAAAGGGGAAAUUAGGGCAACAGACAGAAAGAAGUUCGUGUAUAAGCUGCAAAUGAUCACUAGAAUUAUGCGUCUUAUUAACCUUUGACAAUUUCCACACAAUUUGUUUUACGCAUACUUUCUCGGUUCAUUCAUUAUCCAAGUCAAGCUGACCACAUGCCUUUCAAGACUGUAUAAUGUGGUAUCACUAGGUAUGGUAGCACGAAAAGCGGCAGAAGAAAGUUUUAUUAUUUUUUAACCAGUCGGUCUAAAGAAAUGCAUUUUGAGGUCUUGUAGGGCAGAGAAACGUAGUAGGCCGUUCAAGAUGUCCUCCAGGACUACGCGAGGCAAUCAUUCUACACGAUGGAAUGAGAGCGAUGUACGGACCGAUAAUUGAAAAUAGAUUGUAAAAUAGGCGAACAAAAUUGCACGUAUCAUAUGGUGAAAUGACCGCGGUCGCGCCAACCCAUGGAAUUAAGAAACACUAGGGGAUAAAACAAACUAGCCUAGGGUAAAGCUAACCAUAUAUCAAUUCGUCGAGCGCGCGCACGCCCAUGUGCGAACUUGAAACUACAAACCAUACGAGAUCAGAGCUCUUAGUUGUUGGGUGCAAAUUACUAAGUAUUACCAAGUAAAUAC
Anopheles nili is the source of this 2551-nucleotide messenger RNA. It is a transcript of the gene HDAC1, whose product is annotated as histone deacetylase HDAC1. Gene Ontology annotation, molecular function: histone deacetylase activity. The coding region runs from base 1 to 1476 and encodes 491 amino acids. Lineage: Eukaryota; Metazoa; Arthropoda; Insecta; Diptera; Culicidae. The record is from RefSeq and is a predicted model, not a curated record. The transcript is spliced from 5 exons.